Molecule: messenger RNA, 1122 nt
Organism: Recurvomyces mirabilis
Lineage: Eukaryota; Fungi; Ascomycota; Dothideomycetes; Mycosphaerellales; Teratosphaeriaceae
Exons: 3
Coding region: 1-1122 (373 amino acids)
Biological process (GO): transmembrane transport
Cellular component (GO): membrane
Molecular function (GO): ATP hydrolysis activity; ATPase-coupled transmembrane transporter activity; ATP binding
Source: RefSeq, a predicted model, not a curated record
AUGUUGGACGAAUCUCAACGCCCUGCUUAUUUUCUCUACAUGGUGCAGGAGUGGCUCACACUGGUACUCAACCUUGUCGUUGCAGGAAUGGCUGUAAUGCUCGUCAGCCUAGCACUAGAGCUGAGAGCCAAUGUAGGCAUCACGGGAGCAUCCUUGGUCACGGUAAUCACUCUUGGUGAUAACCUCAAUAUCACUGUGCAGCAAUGGACCAGGCUCGAGACAUCCAUUAGCGCCGUCAAGAGGAUUCGUGACUUCAACGAGACGGUAAAACCGGAGGGCAAACCGUCGGAGACCGUCGUCCCCCGGGAAGAUUGGCCAUCGACCGGUCGGAUCGAGCUACGAAAUGUAUCUGCGGCAUACGAUGCCGAAGCGCCUGACGAGAAGCCGAACCUGGCACUCCGCAAUAUUGACCUAGAGAUUUUGCCAGGCGAGAAGGUGGCGAUCUGUGGACGAACAGGCAGUGGAAAGUCAAGCACCAUAGCUCUCCUACUCAAGCUCCUCGAUCCUGUACCAGGGACACCUUCGGAGAUUAUGGUCGAUGGCGUAUCGCUUCACGACGUUAAUCGAGCCAUCCUUCGGCGUAGAUUCGUCGCCUUACCACAAGAAGCGGUUCUACUCCCAGAUGGCUCAUCGUACAGGCAGAAUCUGGACCCUCUGGAUAUGGGCGCCUCAGAUGGUGACUGUCGGCGAGUGCUGGAGCUUGUCAAUUUGUGGACAGUAGUGGAGAGUAGCGGCGGCCUAGACGCCUCAGUCACAUCCACCAGCUUUUCUCACGGCCAACAGCAGCUUUUCGCUCUUGCACAGGCUGUCCUCCGACGACAAUCUCGGGCGAUCCGCCUAGCUGCUUCUGGAAGUCCUGCGCCGGGCGGCGUACUGCUGCUGGACGAGGCCACAUCUUCCGUCGACCGGGAGACAGAGCGACUCAUGCAGCGGAUCAUUCGGGAGGAGUUCAAGAGCUGGACCAUCGUUGCUGUCUCUCAUAGACUGGAGAUGAUCAUGGACUUUGAUAAGGUUGUUGUUAUGGAUAAGGGCGAAGUCGUUGAGACUGGCAACCCUACAACACUGGUGGCGUUGGAGGGCUCGAAGUUUGGUAAGUUAUGGAAGGCGGCGAAAGGAGAAUGA